Messenger RNA from Penaeus vannamei (Pacific white shrimp), 2816 nucleotides. The record is from RefSeq and is a predicted model, not a curated record. Lineage: Eukaryota; Metazoa; Arthropoda; Malacostraca; Decapoda; Penaeidae.
CAGAUGGUGAAUAUGAUCACUUGACAUAUUCGCGUCCAGUGGGUGAAGUGAAGCCUCAUUACUACACCAUGGCCUCUCAGCUCCGGCGAUCUGCUGACCAACUCUCAGGCGAUGACACAAAGACUGCCAAUGGACCUACAAGUGGAACUUUCAAGAGUAGACGUUCAGCCCAGUCAUCUUCGUCAUCCAACGAACUAAACAUUUCCCGGCCAGAAGCAUCAAUGGAUGACGAAUAUGCCCGCCUGUCAAGCCGUGCAGAUGGUGUACCCAAAGUCAGUAACCUUAAUGCAGAAGCAAGUGAUGAUGAGUAUGCAAGGCUCAAGGUUAACAAUCUUGAUGUUACUGUUGACUCGGGUAAGCGUGGUGCAUAUGCAAAAUUUGAUGAUGAAUUUAACGUCACAGCCAAUACAACACUGGAGGACUCGGACACCAGUCAUAACAGUGCUGCUGAAAUGGAGGUUCUGACACCUGAUGACAAUGUUUGAGACAACCAAGAUGUGACUAGUGGUCCACAUGCAUUCCGAGAAGUGUGAAAUACAUCCCUCUGAAAUUUGUAUGGAGAAAGCUUGACACUAAAAUAAGGGCUGUUGCAUGGUGUCAACAAAGCACUUUCAUCUCUUCAUUGUUGUUUGUGAAUACUAAGAAAGACAGACUUCAAGGUCCUUUGGUGUAGUUGAGUGACACUUACUUAUUUUUUACCCCUGAUUAUAAACCUGUUAUUAUAUAACAAGUUCAGGAAAAGGGACACUUUUGUGCUAUUUUCCAUGUACAGAAACAUAAGUAAUUUUUAGUACACAUGUUCAUAAGUGAAACUUUAAAUACAUUGAAAAACAAAAGUAGUGGUCCAUCCAUAUAGACAAUUGGUUGUGUGUAGACAACAAUCUCUUUUGGGAAGUCUAUUCACCUUUUCAUGUUUUUUGUUUUUUUAUAUAUAUAUAUAUAACAUUGGCCUUUUAACAGAAGAAAACAGGAAAAAAUAAUAUAAACUUCAAAGUGGUGAUAUAUCAAUUCCAGUGUAUCACGUUUGUAUCUUUCUUUUUAAACAUAUUUUACAUGUGAAGGAUAUUUUAUCAUAGUUUGUUGUUUGGAUGACUAUUUCUACAAUUCUCUUUUGACAAUUAUUUGUUAACUUGUGCUUUAUUGGUUUUGUUCCUUAGCAUGUAUAUGAAUUAUUGUAACUACCACUUUAAUUUCUUGUAUUUCGUUCAUUUUCAAAAUGUAUUUGGCUUUUAUUCAGUCAUUUAGACUUAACCCAUUAUUUCAAGUUGGUAAUUUUCCUUCUUAAAGCAAGUUUCUUCUUUACACUAAAAUUGAUAUGAAAUUGAAUUCCUAACUGCCAUAUACAAAGAGGGUGACUCCUCUCCCACUACAUAAAUAUCAGUUUAACAUAACUUUGAUAAAAGUAUCAUAUUUAUAUUUUCUUUAUAUGUGCUGUGAAAUGGACUGGCAAGUAAUGUACACUUGGCUGAAAGGUAAAUAGACAGAUAUAACUUCACCUGCUGUCAUCUGAUUUUUUUUCAUUAAUUUUUCAAUGUUAUGUAUGUAUGUGUUGCGCAUGUGUGCCGUUUCAUAUUGUUGUGCAAUGUUAAUCUCAUGUCAUGAAACAAGAAUAUCAUUUUAUUGAAUAACAUGAUGGCAGUUUGUUAUCAAUUAUUGUAUUUUAACAGUUAUUCAUAUUAUUUAAAAUCUAAGAAAAAUAAAACUGCUUAGCUAAUGUUUUAGAGCAAGUUUUCAGUAUAGAAGUUUGGAAGAAAUCCAGUCUUGUGUAUUACAUAAAUGUUCGGAGCAUCACUAUCCAUAUAUUUUUUUGUAUGUGUGAAACCUACAAUCCAAGACAUGUUCUGAAAUGCAUGUAGUAAUGAGCUUUUUGGUAAUAUCUAUAUUAAAUUUUUAUAUUUACUGCUUGUAUUAAUAUAAUUUAAGUUACUUGUCUCAACUCGUAUUACCAGCAUCUUUCAUAAAAAGAGAAAGUAAAAGUCAGUAAGUCUCUUCUUAAUGCAUAUCAGCAGUGAGCAUUUUGGAGUUUUAAUUAGUUUUACAUCCUCAGUGGCCAAUAUUCUUCAUAUUACUUCUUUUUAAAAUCUUGAUUUAUCCAAACAAAUUAUAUCUGUAAAUUUUUAGUGUACUUGACUGAUGGUGGUAUGGAAGACUGAUACAAAUAUUUUGUUUAAAUUUUUCUCUUUAUUUCAGUAGCAGAUUUAAGAAUAUUCAGAUAUAGAAAAAUAUACAAAUGUGUAUAAAACUUCAGAUAUUAGAUAGCACUGAUUAAAUGUACAUUACUAAGAGAAAAAAAUCAUAAUUCUGAGGUAAAGGCAACAGUCCAAAGGAGAUACAUUUUAUAAAAAAAAAAAAAAAAUGUCCAUCAAGAUAGCUAGACAGAAGAUUAUUAUUAAGUUGGAUUAUUAUAUAAAUAUUACCAUCAAACUGAUAUUAAUUAUAUAUUAAAAGGUUUCAGUAUUAUGGAAUGCAGAACAAAUACUAUAGCAAGUGUUGGGGCUAAUCAAAAUAAUGCACUUGGAAAAUAUUCUUGGGAGAAAAUGCAGUUACAUUCUGGAAGACCUGUUUACUUCAUGUUUUGUCUGUAAUUUUUAGGAUAUGUUUUUUUGUUUUGUUUUAUAUAUAUAUAUAUAUAUAUAUAUACAUCAAGAUUUUGUAGGUUUACAAAAUUGACCCAUUAUACAGUAUAUCACUUUGUAGCUGGUGUUAUGUUGAGAGCAGGAGUUCUUACUGUAUAUUGUACAAAGGUUGUAAAUAGUCAUGUUCAAAUAUGACUUUGUAAUGGUAAAUUUCCAAUAUUCAAUAAAACCAAAACGUUA